Molecule: messenger RNA, 2212 nt
Organism: Oryzias melastigma (Indian medaka)
Lineage: Eukaryota; Metazoa; Chordata; Actinopteri; Beloniformes; Adrianichthyidae
Gene: oxct1a
Product: 3-oxoacid CoA transferase 1a
Exons: 17
Coding region: 116-1699 (527 amino acids)
Biological process (GO): ketone body catabolic process
Cellular component (GO): mitochondrion
Molecular function (GO): succinyl-CoA:3-oxo-acid CoA-transferase activity
Source: RefSeq, a predicted model, not a curated record
AGUAGCAACAUUUCUGCGACCUUAAAGCCUUCAUCAUCAUCCUCUAACUCCAACGACGAGCGGAGGCUUUCUCUGUAUUGACUGCAGCUCACACAUCUCGUGUUUCUCCAAAAACAUGGCGGCCCUCAAAGCUCUCUGCAGAGCGGAGACUGUUCUCUUCAGAAACAUCUCCGGCCCCCGCAGGUCCAAAUUAAACUUCGCUAGCAACCAGUUGACAAAGAUUUGUGGAUGUUCCUUUUCCACCUCCAGCCUGAGAAGUUCCCAGUUCUACUCCGAUCCGUCUGAGGCAGUGAAGGACAUCCCUGAUGGAGCUGUCAUUCUAGUUGGAGGUUUCGGAUUGUGCGGUAUACCAGAGAACCUCAUCAACAGUUUAUUGAAGAGCGGCGUUAAAGGCCUCACUGCAGUCAGUAACAAUGCAGGAGUGGAUAACUUUGGUCUGGGCCUCCUGCUGCAGAGUAAACAGAUCAAGAGGAUGAUCUCCUCAUAUGUGGGAGAGAAUGCAGAGUUUGAGCGGCAGUAUUUGGCAGGAGAGCUGGAGGUGGAGCUAACGCCACAGGGUACUCUAGCAGAACGGAUCAGAGCAGGAGGUGCAGGGAUUCCAGCUUUCUUCACAGCCACAGGUUACGGAACCUUGAUCCAAGAGGGAGGCUCUCCGAUUAAGUACAAUAAAGACGGCAGCAUUGCUAUAGCCAGUGAGAAACGAGAGGUGAAGGAGUUCAAUGGCCGACACUACAUCAUGGAAAAAGCUAUCACUGGAGACUUUGCGUUGAUCAAGGCAUGGAAAGCUGACAAGGCGGGAAACAUUGUUUUUAGGAAAACGGCAAGAAACUUCAACCAGCCCAUGUGCAAGGCAGCCAAAACCACAAUCGUUGAGGUGGAGGAGGUGGUGGAGGUUGGGACGUUUGCUGCAGAGGACAUCCAUAUCCCCAGUAUCUACGUCAACAGAGUGGUUCACGGGCUCGGCUACGAGAAAAGAAUCGAGAAACGCACCGUAAGGAAAGGCCAAGACGAGAAGCCCAAACCAAAGAAGGACUCGGACAUCGUUCGGGAAAGGAUCAUUCGUAGAGCUGCUCUGGAGUUUGAAGACGGGAUGUAUGCUAACCUUGGAAUCGGCAUCCCCAUGCUGGCCAGUAACUUCAUCAAACCAGACAUCACCGUACAUCUCCAAAGUGAGAACGGGAUUCUGGGACUGGGGCCGUACCCUACGCAAGAUGAAGUGGAUGCAGACCUGAUUAACGCCGGGAAGGAGACUGUUACUGUGCUCCCAGGGGCCGCCUAUUUCUCCAGCGAUGAGUCAUUCGCCAUGAUCCGGGGGGGUCACAUUAACCUGACAAUGCUGGGAGCCAUGCAGGUGUCAAAGCACGGAGACCUGGCCAACUGGAUGAUCCCAGGUAAGAUGGUGAAGGGAAUGGGAGGAGCCAUGGAUUUGGUGGCCAGUGCUGGAACCAAGGUGGUGGUCACCAUGGAGCACUCAGCAAAGGGGGGAAAACACAAGAUAUUGGACAAAUGCAGCUUGCCUUUGACGGGGAAACAGUGUGUGGAUCGGAUCAUCACUGAAAAGGCUGUCUUUGAUAUAGACAAGACAAAAGGCCUAACUCUGAUAGAAAUUUGGGAGGGACUCACUCCUGACGAUAUCAAGGCGUGCACGGGCACAGAGUUUGAGGUAUCUCCCAACCUGAGACCAAUGCAGCAAAUUUAGUGUUUCUCUUUAUCUUCUGUAAUAAAAUAGCAGACGGAACAACUUGAAGUGCGGUCAAAAACAGAAACAAUGGCAGGUUCCAUGAGCAGCAAUGGUAACUGGUUAAGCCACAAGUGCAAUACUAUUAAAUAUUUCUUUAUGUGAUGCAAAAAUAAUGCCAUUAAGCUCUUUGAGUCCUCGAGAAUGUGGGACACCUACAGGACUCCUAGUGGAAGAAGAAUGGGCAUUUUUACAGUCGCAUUUCUGUUAAAAGUAUAAAUACAAAAUGCAGUUCAGGUAUUUGUAGGGCAAAGAUGCAGUAGCUGAAGUGAAUUUUCCUCAAUCGUAAUAGCAAAACCUGGUGCUGCAAUAAAUAAUAGAGAAAAAAAACAUCCUCUUUGCAUCAUCCAUCCAUUCUUUGAAAGAUUUACUGAACUGUCAGUUGUUUUUGUUGUUCAAAUCUAAAACAAUAAGCUUUAAUAUUUUUAUUCUGACAUUUGUUUUUAUGAAAUAAACUACAUUCUGGUGUGCAGA